AUGAAUGUCAGUCGGCAACUACUCGAAACUAGAAUAAAGAGUGCUCUCAGCGAGGUAAAAGCAAAAAGUAUCGGAGAUGAUACUCAAACCAAAGAUUUUAUAAAAAAGGAAAUUUUUAAAUCGAUUAAAAAGGCUUUUGGUGAAGAAAACUUCAAAAAUGGUUUUUACCAAGGAGGAUUAAACAAAGAAGAAGUUUUAAGUUAUUUAGAAGAAGUUUUUGGAAGAAAGAAUUUAGUGAAUGGUAAAUAUAAAGGUGGUAAAGAAGUAACUAUUGAAGUAAUUAAUGAACUCUUCGGAAAAGAAAAUAUUAAGAAUGGUAAAUAUCAAGGAGACCUUAGCAAUUUAAAAGGGGUUUUAGGCGAAAAAAAUGUAGUGGAGGAAGAAAGUAACAAAGAAAAUAUUAAAACUAUUGAAACUAAAUUAGGUGGCACUGAAAAGUUCCAAGAUGGAGUUUAUCAAGUUAAACCUGAAGUAGUUAAAGCGGUAGUUGAAGAAUUAGAAGCCAAAGGAAUAAUUUUAAAAAAAGUUCGCAAUAUUUUUGGAGAGGGUAAAUUUUAUCCUGAUGAAGCCAAUGAAAAAAAUCCAGUUCCGCAAGGGAGAGAGGGAUGUUAUCGAAGUGAUGAAGAGAUUGCUAUGAUGCAAGCUCAAGAACAAAAGAAAAUUCGAGCCAUUGAAGAGGGCAAGGAAUUAGUAGGAGGAGAUUUUACUGAUAAUGAAAAGAAUGAAAUUCAUUUAGCCAAAACUCCCCAAGAUAUUGAAAUAGUUUUAAAAGCCAUUCCUGGAAAGAGAAGAAAAGAAGCUUGA
This is a messenger RNA of Funneliformis geosporum, 804 nucleotides long. NCBI's taxonomy places the organism in Eukaryota, Fungi, Glomeromycota, Glomeromycetes, Glomerales, Glomeraceae. The record is from the annotation of a GenBank genome assembly.